Molecule: messenger RNA, 402 nt
Organism: Suillus paluster
Lineage: Eukaryota; Fungi; Basidiomycota; Agaricomycetes; Boletales; Suillaceae
Product: ribosomal protein S27-domain-containing protein
Exons: 4
Coding region: 60-311 (83 amino acids)
Biological process (GO): ribosomal small subunit assembly; translation
Cellular component (GO): cytosolic small ribosomal subunit; ribosome
Molecular function (GO): structural constituent of ribosome; RNA binding
Source: RefSeq, a predicted model, not a curated record
AGGAUCAUCAUCAAGUUUUCUGUAUUUCUAUCGCGGUAACAACAAAAACAGUUGUCGAAAUGCCUCUCGCCGUUGAUCUAUUGAACCCUUCUGCAGAGCAUGAGCGCAAGCAGCACAAGCUCAAGCGUCUCGUGCAAUCACCCAAUUCAUAUUUUAUGGAUGUGAAAUGUCCAGGCUGCUUUGCUAUUACCACUGUCUUCUCUCACGCACAAUCAGUAGUCCUUUGCGGCUCAUGUGCAAGUGUCCUCUGCCAACCUACAGGUGGUAAGGCCAGACUGACGGAGGGCUGCUCGUUCCGCCGAAAGAACUAGAUAUUGUACUAGUAAAAUACUACUAGAAUUGUAGUGACCGAGCACCUGUUGAUUUCUGCACAAUCCGUUUGUUUCUCGCAUUUUGUGUAUG